UCUUUAAUUCCUUUCUUUAAUUGGUGGCUUCUCUUCCCAUAACCAGACCUAAUACUGACAAGCUCCUGAACCACUUUCAUCUCCAGAAAAGUUUCUUGGGGGAAAAAAAAAAGAUAUGGCGAGAGAGAAGAUAAAGAUCAAGAAGAUCGACAACGUGACGGCGAGGCAGGUGACAUUCUCAAAGAGGAGACGAGGGCUUUUCAAGAAAGCUCAAGAGCUUUCUGUUCUCUGCGAUGCUGAGGUUGCCCUUGUCGUCUUUUCUUCAACCGGCAAGCUCUUUGAGUACUCUAGCUCAAGUAUGAGUGAUCUUAUUGAAAGGCGGAAUAUACAGCACAAUAACCCGCAGCAAUUGGACCUUGAAUUGCAGCUACAUUAUAAUAUGAAUCGCUUCAGGUUGAGUAAGGAAGUUGAAGAUAAGAGCCUCAAGCUAAGGCAGAUGAUGGGAGUGGAUCUUCAAGGGUUAACCCUAGAUGAAUUGCAACAAUUGGAGAAAAAGCUCGAAGCUGGACUUACCCGUGUGCAUGAGAUUAAAGAAAACCGGUUUAUGAGUGACAUUGCCGCACUUGAAAAGGAGGUGAUGGUGUUGCAUUCUAAAGGCAAAACCUUGGAGUCAGAUAAUAACGUGAACAAUAUUGCAAAGGAAUUAGAUCAGAGAAUGUCAUCAUCAGAUCAGUCUGCGACCACCAUCAGUAACACUCCUUCACUCGAGAAUGACUGCUCUGAUACAUCUCUCCGAUUAGGGCUUCCUUUCUCGGCUCUAUAGCUAAAAAUGGGGAAGAUUGAACUAAGGAAGAUGUUUAUAUAACGUAGUGAUAUUCUAAUAUACUAGUAUUUGCACCAUGAAUAAGGUAGUGAUGUUGGAAUUGGAAGAUCAUGUAUGGGGUUCCUGUACUACGUAAGUUUUAAUUAAUAUUUGUUGGUAAUGAAAAAUUUGUUGGGAAGGAUAUCACUCUGGCUAAGAGAACUUGAUCU
Messenger RNA from Morus notabilis, 972 nucleotides. RefSeq names its product MADS-box protein SVP. The transcript is spliced from 8 exons. Gene Ontology annotation, cellular component: nucleus. The coding region runs from base 116 to 763 and encodes 215 amino acids. The record is from RefSeq and is a predicted model, not a curated record. NCBI's taxonomy places the organism in Eukaryota, Viridiplantae, Streptophyta, Magnoliopsida, Rosales, Moraceae. Gene Ontology annotation, biological process: positive regulation of transcription by RNA polymerase II. Gene Ontology annotation, molecular function: RNA polymerase II cis-regulatory region sequence-specific DNA binding; protein dimerization activity; DNA-binding transcription factor activity, RNA polymerase II-specific.